Charadrius vociferus (killdeer) is the source of this 1659-nucleotide messenger RNA. RefSeq names its product glucosidase, alpha; acid (gene GAA). Bases 1 to 1659 code for a protein of 552 amino acids. Gene Ontology annotation, cellular component: lysosomal membrane. Gene Ontology annotation, molecular function: alpha-1,4-glucosidase activity; carbohydrate binding. The record is from RefSeq and is a predicted model, not a curated record. The transcript is spliced from 11 exons. Lineage: Eukaryota; Metazoa; Chordata; Aves; Charadriiformes; Charadriidae. Gene Ontology annotation, biological process: glycogen catabolic process; lysosome organization.
AUGCGCGGGGUGGGAGCCGGGGUGCAGCGGGGGACACUGGGGACAGCAGCGGGGUGGCAGCUGAACACCACUGUCGCGCCCCUCUUCUUCGCAGACCAGUUCCUGCAGAUCUCCACCUCCCUGCCCUCCCGUUUCAUUUCUGGGCUGGGGGAGCACCUGACACCACUGGUCCUUGACACGGCGUGGACCAGGGUCACCCUCUGGAACCGGGAUAUGGCGCCCGUGGUAUGGAGCGGGGCUGAAGGGAAGGGAGACGGCUCAUCUGCGCUGGCGGGGGCGACCCACGGCCUCUUAUCUUGUUCCUCUGGUGCUCGUCCCUCCCCAGACGUGCUCCUGCAGCCCAGCCCAGCCCUGACCUGGCGCACGACGGGCGGGAUCCUGGACUUCUACAUCUUCCUGGGCCCCGACCCCAAGAGCGUGGUGCGGCAGUACCUGGAUGUUGUUGGUAGGUCUCAGGUGCUCCCUGGGAGCCUCUGGCUGAAAGCGGCCAUGGGGGGGCUGAUGGGGAGCCCCUGUGGGGCAGGGUCCCACGGCGGCGUGUGGGGGGACCCGCUCCUCCCUGAGCACCGGUACUGCCAUACGCAGGACGUGCAGUGGAACGACCUGGAUUACGCGGAUGCCAAGAGGGAUUUCACCUUCAACAAGAAAAGCUUUAGGGACUACCCGGAGAUGGUGCAGGACUUCCACCGCCGUGGCCUGAGGUACAUCAUGAUCGUGGUGAGUGACACCCCCGGCCGUGCCGGGGCUCCUGCAGGGGUGGGCUGGCACCGGGGGGGUGGCCGGCGGGGGCUGUGGGGCGCAGUGGUUCUUUGUGGGGCUUUCCCCAUCCCUUCCUCCCUCCCGCAGGUCUGGCCGGGCCCGACGGUGUUCCCAGACUUCACCAACCCAGAGACUCACGAGUGGUGGUACGACAUGGUGAAGGACUUCCACGACCAAGUGCCCUUCGAUGGCAUGUGGAUUCCACAGGAGCCGUAUGCCUUCAGCCCCGCUGCCCAGGCUGCCAUGAGGAAUGCCCUCCGCCUCCGCUACUCCCUCCUGCCCUUCCUCUACACCCUCUUCCACCGGGCUCACUCCGCCGGGGAGACGGUGGCGCGGCCCCUCUUCCUCGAGUUCCCCAAGGACCCCAACACCUGGGCCGUGGACCGCCAGCUCAUGUGGGGCGGGGGGCUGCUCGUCACACCCGUGCUGGAGGCAGGACAGACCAAAGUCAGCGGCUACUUCCCGGCGGGGACGUGGUACAGCCUCGCGGGGGACUCCACCAUCCACAGCAAAGGGCAGUGGAUCCUCUUGCCGGCUCCCCUGGACACCAUUAACGUCCAUGUCCGCGCAGGGCACAUCCUGCCCCUGCAGGAGCCUGCCUUCAGCACUGCCGAGUCCCGCAACAAGGGGAUGGCCCUGGUCGUGGCGCUGACGCCGGACGGCUUCGCCAGGGGAGACCUGUUCUGGGACGACGGGGAGAGCUGGCAGACCUUUGAGAAGGGGGACUACACCGAGAUCCUCUUCCUGGCCACGAACGGCGCCGUGCUCAGCCAGCUCCUGCGGGCAAGCGCCCACCUCGACGGGGUCCUGCUGGAGGCCGGAAGGGGCAGACGCCCCCCAUCACCCCUGGACCUGCGCACCUCGGGGACUCUGGGCACUCUGUAUAAUACGUUUUGUUAA